GAUCAAAUGUUGCCCAAUGGAACACUAGUGGAGACAUCAAGCCCUGCUUCAUCCUCAUCUCUACUUAAUAGGUUACAAUUGGAUGAUGAGCUGGAUGGUGAAACCAGGGAUCUCUUUGUUACAGUUGAUGAUCCAAAGAAACACGUGUCUGCGAUGGAGACGUUCAUUACGUACAGAAUUAGCACAAAAACCACCAGAAAUGAGUUUGAUUUACCUGAGUACACAGUCCGACGUAGAUACCAGGAUUUUGAUUGGUUGAGGACUAAACUGGAAGAAUCGCAGCCGACUCAUCUUAUUCCACCGCUUCCAGAAAAGUUCGUGGUGAAGGGAGUGGUGGAUCGCUUUUCAGAAGACUUUGUGGAAACAAGAAGGAAAGCACUCGACAAAUUUCUGAAAAGAAUCGCAGAUCAUCCUGUUCUUUCCUUUAAUGACCACUUCAAUGUUUUUCUUACAGUAAAGGAUCUGAAUCCUUACAAAAAGCAAGGCCUAGCUUUUAUCACAAAGAUGGGGGAGUCUGUAAAAUACGUUACCGGAGGUUACAAGUUAAGAAGUCGGCCUGUGGAGUUCGCUGCAAUGGGGGAUUACUUGGACACGUUUUCUCAGAAGCUGGGAACAAUUGACCGAAUUGCACAGAGGAUCGUCAAAGAGCAAGCUGAAUACUUGGUGGAGCUUCGAGAGUAUGGACCCAUUUAUUCCUCCUGGUCUGCUAUAGAAGAACAACUAAACAAGCCCCUCAUUGGGGUGUCGAAUUGUAUUGGCAGCUGCUGCAUAACUCUGGAAGACCUAUCUGAGGACAUGUCUGAUUACUUUCUUCCUGUCCUUCGAGAAUAUGUACUUUACAUAGAAUCAAUGAAGAAUGUGCUUAGGAAAAGAGAUCAAGUGCAAGCUGAAUAUGAAGCCAAACUUGAAACCACUGCUUACAAGAAAGAAGAGAAGCAAGGAACACCCACAAAUAUUGAAAAGUGCCAGGAUCGUGUUGAGUGUUUCAAUGCUGAUCUGAAGGCAGAUUGGGAUCGGUGGCAAAGCAACAAGAGACAGGAUUUUCGGCAGCUGUUGAUGGGAAUGGCAGACAAGAACAUCCAGUAUUAUGAGAAGUGCCUUGCAGCGUGGGAAUCUGUUAUUCCUCUCCUACAAGAGAAGCUGGAAGUUAAAAGCGAGGGCCACUCGUAGCUGCUGCUUUUGUGUUACUCACUGGCUGUUUCCUCUUUCAAUUGCCCAGUUCACAGUACUGGAAUAUUGCACUUUGGGGUGGGGGGUUGGGGGGAAGCGGUUGUUGAGGGGGAAGAAAGAACAUUAAAUAGACAGUUUUGUCUGUAGCUGUACAUCAAUAACACGUUGUACAAGGACACUCAAACUGUGGAAGAUGUGCUCUCUGUUCAGUGAAGGCUUGUUUGUUUUGUCCGCACGGUGUUAUCUAACAAUUCACUUUCAGCGGUCCGCUGAGUACGAGCUUUGUCAAAUACUCAGUGGUGAGGGAUAUAACUGAGGCCUUUUGCCUCAUUGACAUGAUUGAUUGUGCUCCUUGUGCUGUAGUUUUUUAUUUAACACUUGUUACACGUAAACAGUCUUGGACAUUUUUGAGAUACUUUGAUAGAUGCUUUGAAGCAUCCUAUUUAACCAAUUGAGUGCACUCAGGUGUUGGCUGGUAUUUCUGUGGAACGAUUUGAGUAAGCUUGUAUGCAGGAGAGCUCCAAGCAUUGAUUUAGUGAUGGAGAUACAAAGGCCUCAGACAAAAGGGAAGAAAAUGAAAAGUACUUGAUGUAAAUUCCUUUCUGUUCAAUUAUCUUUAUAAUACUUAACACUUAAUGUUUUAAGUCUUUGUUCCCUUGUGCAUGUUAGAGACCAUGGUAGCAGAGUGCUAAAUAACCUAGAAUCCUUUAUAGCACAGUAUUGUAAAACAUUUUUGAGACCAGCAUUAAUUGAACAUUGACAGCAUUCCUUUUUUUAAGUAUAUUGACAUACUUAUUGUAUGGAUCAUUUGUAGAGUACUGUAUCCUCUGCCCAUAAUCAAGCCAUUGUCUAAUUUAUGUAUAUUUUUUCCUAAUCGAUUUUUGCCAAGUUUUAUUUUCACAUUUUGUAAAAUUUGACAUCUACAUGUGGUAUCUUUAUCUAUGUAAUGUGUUUAGCCUGUAUAAAUGAAGUUGGUUUAUAAAAUCAUGCCCUAUGAUAAAUGCUUUCUGGGCAAGGCAGGAGGGGAUCAUAUCACUCGCCCCUGCCCUUGUUGUUGAGACCUGUUUGUAUGAAACCUGUUUGUAUGUGAAUUAAGUGAGUAUUCCAGAUAUUUAAUUAAAGAGAGUGAGAUAUUAUUAGCUACCAGAUCACCCAGGGAACAAACAGUAACUGAAUUGUGAGUAUACAAAAGUGCCUUUGUUGCAUGCAAUAUUUUAUAUAAGCUAAUUUGUGUUUAUUUUGGACUAAAUUGUGAGCAACCCUAGCUUUGUUUUCAUGGCUGCAGUACACUAAACUCUUGAGAAAAUGGGAAAAAUUGCCAAGGAGCAUGGUUACAUUGCUGCUUUCUUGCCUACUGUAAUGGAAUUAUCACACGUGGAUCAUGAAGAAAAAAAAAAUUACCACUAAGGCCUUUUUCGUUUGAGCGUUCUAAACUUAAAUCAACAAGCAUUUCAUAAACAAUUAAAAAAAAAAACCUGGAUUUUCGUCUUGGAGGCAUCAUGCAAAAUUAACGCUAAAGCUAGAUUUGAAAAACCACAACUACUCAUAGCUUUGGUUGUGUAAUUUUGCUUCAUGGCAUUUUAUUCAGAGGACUGAGUUAGGCAUCUGAUGACCCUGACUCGAUUUAACUGUAUUUUGCAGAAAUUGCGUUUUACCAAACCUGCACAUGAAAGUAAAACUGUUGAGAAUAUAAGGCUGAUAGUUAAAGAAAGCAAAAGACCAAUUAAAAACGUUUUCUGUGCCCCAGCAGUUUUUGAAGUGGGGAAAGUUUCCAAGAGUGAAGACAUUUUGUUUUUUUUCUCUCUUUUGAGCAAUUCAAUGCAUGCAUUAAACUGAAAGCCAAAGUGAUUGGGAAAGCAUCCCACCCCUUUCUCAUUUGAGAUGUGUAUGUGAUGUUUGGGUUUGUCUGCAGUUUAGAGGUUCAAUUUAAAGUGGAAUGUUCCCCACUUAAAAUUGGUGUAUCUCAUUCAGUUCUGAAUGAGAUCUUCCAAUUCCAUGUAUGAGCGAAAGCCCCAUGACUUCUGGAGUUAGAGUUGGCUGGGGAAAAGGCUCAGCUUUAAAAAGAAUCUUAAUUAAUACUCAUGAUUUCAAGGAAAGAAAAAAAAGUUUUGAUCAGAUGAGUACCACCAAAAUGUAUUCAGGGUGACUGUUUUGAUGGCACAUUUGUGAAUCACCUCGGGGUAUGUACUAAUCUGGCAAAUUUAAAGAAUUUCUGAACCUGAAAAUUGAUCAUUGUAAUUUAUCACAGUUCAUAGGUGAUGACUUGCUUAAAGUGCCAAAAUUUUACCAACGUCUUUAUGCAAAUGCAUUAAUGUUCUACAGGAAGUAGUCCAGGCGGAUGAUUUGAUCAAACGGCCUUUCAACAAGUUAGUGUGGAGGAAAUUAAACAUUGGAAGCCAUUUGAAAAUGAUGCACAUGGCAUAAGUGCUAUGGACAAGUAGCAUUGUAUGCUGUGCUCUGAAUCAUUCCUUCUCAUUGUUUUUUGCCUGGUGCUAACUUCUGGAAUGUGUUAAUCUUUGCGCUAGAAUUGUAACUAAAACUGUAAUGGGCUACACCACUACUGGAGAGCACUUUGAAUGGAGUUACAAAGGUACAUUUGCCCAGCAAAAAAAAAAAUUCCUGUUAGUGUUCAAUAUUGGCAGGCUUACAUGCUGUACGUCACAUUGAUUAGUGACCUCAUGGCGAUGUGGCUGUCUUCACCAGCUAAAAUAGCAAUAUGCAUGUGAAAUAAUUAAUGUAACUGGUUUAUAACAAGUUUUGAGGGAGGUGGCAAUCAAAAUACUGGCAUUCUUUUUCGCCAUGAGCUUAUUGGCACUAAUGGGUGGAGAAGAGAUGGUCAUGUAGUUUCAUUGUAUUGAAAUGUACCUGUGCAUUCAGAGAUCUUUUAUUGUAUUGUGGAUCAUUACAGUUUUACAGCAGAGUUGCUAGAAGUGAGGUAUUCAAUAUUUUGUUUAACUGCAUCUGUGUUGAAGCUUCUGACGGAUCUUGGGUUAAUUGAAGUGAUUGUAAUCCUCAAUUUCUGUUGAGGAUAGAUGGAUUUGUUUACUGUGAACCUUAAAGCAUGAAGUUUUGAUAUAAAUCAUGAAGGAGUUAGUAAAAUCAUUGUGGAUUAUUUAAUGUUGUACCCUUUCCCUAACAAGUUUGGUGCUAUGCUAACGCCAACAAUUCUUGCAAUCCAACUUGUACCUGUGGAUUUUUUUUGAACACUAUUGAAUAAACACUUGGGUAAACUGUUUGCAUUCAAA
Carcharodon carcharias (great white shark) is the source of this 4415-nucleotide messenger RNA. RefSeq names its product sorting nexin family member 30 (gene snx30). NCBI's taxonomy places the organism in Eukaryota, Metazoa, Chordata, Chondrichthyes, Lamniformes, Lamnidae. Bases 7 to 1170 code for a protein of 387 amino acids. The record is from RefSeq and is a predicted model, not a curated record. The transcript is spliced from 8 exons. Gene Ontology annotation, molecular function: phosphatidylinositol binding.